GGCAGCUGUCAGAGCUUGAAGCGGUGAAAACACGGAGCAGCUCCGGAGGAUCAUGUGUUUGUGAAGAAGAGGAGGAGGAAGAAGAAGAAGAAGAGGAAGAAGAGGAAGAGGAAGAGAGAGUGCUGAUAUUGCCCAGCCCAUCAUCACAAUGGAAACCACCAACAGCUAUGUGUUGAUUCACGGGAAGAACAUAUCCCAUAAUUCCCUUGCGGGCGCUGCUGGUGUCCCCCACAUGUCCAUCGACAAACUGUUCCCAGCUCUCCUCGAGUGCUUCGGUAUCAUAUUGUGUGGCUACAUUGCCGGCAGGGCCGAUGUCAUCACGGAGAACCAGUCGAAGGGUUUGGGGAACUUUGUGUCGAAGUUUGCUCUUCCAGCUCUGCUCUUCAAAAACAUGGUGCUGUUGGACUUCGGAGACGUCAUCUGGGCGUUUCUCUGGAGCGUCCUGGUCGCGAAGGUGACAGUGUUUGUGCUGGUCUGUGUCCUGACACUGAUUGUGGCCGGUCCAGAAAACAGGUACAGCAAGGCCGGUCUCUAUGCCAUCUUUGCUACACAAAGCAAUGACUUUGCCCUGGGAUACCCUAUAGUUGAUGCUUUGUAUCGUAGCACAUAUCCAGAAUACCUCCAGUACAUCUACCUGGUCGCCCCGGUCUCCCUCAUGCUCCUCAACCCCAUCGGCUUCGCUCUUUGUGAGGUUCAGAAAUGGAAACAGAGCAGUCAUCCGCAGCACAGCACGCUAGCCAUCCUGGGAGUUGUGGUCUUACAGGUGUUGAAGAACCCAAUAGUGUUCAUGGUGAUGGUGGGAAUCAUCUCUCACUUUGCUCUGGGCCAACGGAUCCCUGCUGUGCUGUCGCAGUUCAUAGACGGCCUGGCCAACUCUUUUGGAGGGGCAGCCUUAUUUUACCUCGGCCUCACGAUGGUCGGUCAGUUAAGAAAACUAACCAGAGACACUGGUGUGGCCUUGAUUCUCCUCAUCACAGCCAAACUUCUGGUGAUGCCGCUGGUCUGUAAAGACAUGGUGAAUAUUCUGGAUGUGGGAGUGAACAGUACGAAUGCCAACCACACCAGUUUGUCCAACUUUGCUUUCUUAUACGGAGUCUUCCCCACGGCGCCCAGUGUCGCCAUUUACGCUGCACACUACAAUAUGGAGUUAGAGGUGGUCACGUCAGGGAUGGUCAUCAGCACGUUUCUGUCGGCGCCGAUCAUCUACGUGUCGGCCUGGUUGUUGACGAUCCCUCUGAUGGACCCGACCCCCCUGGUGACGGAGCUAGAAAACGUUAGCUUCAACAUUAGCAUCAUCAGCCUUGUAGCACUGGUGUGGACCAUAGCCGUGAUGCUUCUCAGCAGAAAAUUUAACAGACUUCCUCACCUCUUUGCCUUAAAUCUGUUCCUGGCUCAGUUCCUGGUGUGUGUCAGUAUGAUCCUGUGGAACUUCUUGGUGAAACAAGACGACAACCUGGUCGGCAAGAUUCUCACCUUCACUCUGCUGUACGGCUCUUUGUACAGCACCUACGUUUGGACAGGUCUAAUCCCUCUGUGUCUGGCCCUGACUAACAGAGAUGAGCUGCUGAGGCUCCGACCAGGAGUCUUCAUGAUUUUGGGUUGGGGGGUCCCCUUCCUGGUGGUCGGAGGUCUUCUGAUAGCAGGAGAACGGACUGAUACCAUGGACUCUGCUUUCUUUUAUGGCAGAGCUCAGAUGAUCAGCACAGCGGUGGUGCUCGCUGUCAGCCUGGUGCUUGGUGCAGUAUCUCUGAUGGGGCUCAGCCAGGGAGACCGGGAGCAGAGAGGUUAUGAGGUCCUGAACAGAGCUGCUGCAACCGGACCUAUUGAUGAGCUGACUCCCCCUGGUGGCUUGGAAUAUCCACAACAGCAAACACAGCUGCCGAAUUCCCCCGUCUGCAGCAUCAACUCAGACCUCCACAGCUUCUCUCCUGUUCAGACCCUGCCUGACAUGAUAGCCAGCACACAAAGGGAACACCCAAACCACACAGACCACAGUGGGGCGCCGUGUGACCGGCUGCCGACUUCCUCCUCAGAGCAGCCGCUCAACCUGCCGCCGCCCGGGCUUCAACCCGCCGAUGAGAAACAGACAGUCAGACAUGUCCUGCUCUGCCUGCUGCUCAUCGUCAGCCUGCUAGCGAACCUGUCCAGCUGUCUGUGGUGGCUGUUUAACGAUGAUCCAGGAAGACUUUACCUCGAGCUCCAGUUCUUCUGUGCUGUGGCUAACUAUGGACAGGGUUUCCUGUCCUUCGGGAUCUUUGGUCUGGACAGACACCUCAUCCUCUUGCCCUUCAAGAAGAGGUUGCGUAACCUGUGGCAGGGCAGAGACAGCGAUGAUUUGAGUCCCUCAGCUGUUCCAGAGGACGUCAGACUCACCUGCACCCAGUUCGUCCGCUACCACAAAGACCAGUGUGUCCAGGACGUAGUGCACACUGGCAGGUUUGGUGGAGGAAGAGGGCUGGAGGAGGAAGAGGAGGAGGAUGGGCUUCCGAGAGCUUCCCCCUCCCAUCAGCCCCUGCACGCACAUCAGGAUCUUCACCAAAACCCCGAUCCAGCCGAAUCCUGCGGCCAGUACUCACUCCCACCCCGACCCAGGCUUGAGCUGGAGACCGAACACCAAACUAAUACCCCUCACCCCGAUAUCCCAGAGGAGCAGACUCCCCAGCUCCCCUUGAAUGAAGCUCACGACCCAGCGACUCCUCAGCACCAGCAGGUUCCAGCUCCGUGCCCAUCCCGUCCACAGCCCCGUCCCGAAGGUGUGUUCCGGGGCAGUGACCUGGUGGACUGGCUGGUGGAGAGGGGCCUGUGUGCCGGGCGAGCUGAGGCCCAACUGUACGGAGAACGACUGCAGCGGGGAGGAGUGUUAGAUCAGCUGACGGGUCACCACAGCUUCAGGGACGAAGUUACACUGUGGUACCACUUCACACAGGGGGGAGGGGAGGGGCGGGCACAGGACACGUGAGCGGAAGACGAUGGAGAGGAGGAAGAGGCCGAGAAGGAACGGGCCUGGUGUCGGCGAGCAGCAACCGCCACGGAUCAAAUCUCUGUACCAUGUGGUUUCACCUACAAUCGCCAAAUGCUGGAAAUCAACAAUCUCUAAUAUGUGAUUGUGGCCAUCUGAUAAAUACAAAGAUAUCAAAUCUUUGUAUUUCACUGCAUGUUUCCCUGGAUUAACGAUUUCUCCAAGGCUUUUCCUUUCGGUUUCUCGUCUCCUCCGGCUCCACUCUGAUGCCCCGAUGGGAAAAUCUCAACCUCUGACAGCUCAGAGACAUUUCAGUUUUUUUUUCCAGAGUUUUGUUUUCUGCUGCUCUGGCCUGGACCUGAUUUCAGUUUUUUGAUUUUAGCUGCCCUGAGAUCUGAUCAUUGAUUUUUCCGCUCUUUUGUCUGGAUUUCUCGGAGCCAGUGAAGUUUUCAGUUCGUACGAAUAUGCUUUUUUAUUUUUAAGGGACACGUUGCCAUCCAUCAGCCUCCCGUCCUUAUGUGUUGUGUUAUCUGUGAUGUGUGGUUGCCAGUUGUGAGAUGACAAUGACACCAGUAAACUGUAUGUUAGUUCUUUGCCAGUGAGCAGCCGGGCUGCGCUCUGAGAACCAGAGGUUUCCUCACCUGCUCGUUCUAUGUCGUCAUCAUCACCAUGUUUUGUUUGAUUCCUCUCGGAUGAAAUGAACUCGUCCUGGAUCUGCCUGUUAUUUCAGUAUUUGAUAUUUUGCACGUUGUGUCUUUUGAGACUCGGGUCUGUCGACUACUUGCAUGACUGAGAGCAGCCGUCUGCUCAGCACUGACACAUUUGCACUGACUGAAUAAUAUCAUCUCGAUAAACCAUCGUGUUUUUUAAUUUAUGCAACUCCUCGGAUAUGAACCUUGUGAUGAUGCUGCACAUUUGUUUUUUUAUCUUUGCUUCAUGUUACUGUGUCACACAACAAUUGUCUGGGCCAAGUUAUGACCAUAUUGAUAAAUGUGUUCAUUCAGCCAAAAUUAGUGUAGAUACCUUUUUGAGCCAAAUGUGUCACCACAGCUUGAUUUAAUAAUUCAAAUCUGAACUGAACUUUGUCCCUAAGUUGAAUCUAAAGGAUAAAAACCUUGAGAAGACUUAAAACUACGAACUGUCUUUAUGAAUCUGAGCUUCUUACUUGUCCUGCCAUAAUUAUGCUCCUCAUUUGUACGUGUAACAAUCUGGCUCAUUGUACACAUAACCACUACAGACUUUUAUAUUAUUUAUGCAGCUUCUUCUGAUCUGCAUUAACGACACUACGCUAUUUAUCCUGUUCAGUUGCUGUUGAUUUGUGUUUUACUCUGAAGUUUACUUUGAAUGUUUGGGUAAAUGGAUAAAUGUGACCGUGAGCAGAAACUCCACAUCGUUGUUUCCAGCCAUGAGAUCUGAGGAAGGGGAACAGGAGUCCGAUCGAUUACAUGUGCAGAAUAAACCAUGUGGAGAGUCGUGCAUUUAUCUUUGCGUUAUACAGAUUUUUUUUUAUUUUCCUAACUCAAAUUCUAUAUAUUUGGUUGUAUUUGUGUUUUAUUUUUAGUUAUUUAUGAUAAAGUACUUGAUUAAAGUCUAAAAUAUUCAAACUCAA
Platichthys flesus (European flounder) is the source of this 4568-nucleotide messenger RNA. RefSeq names its product G protein-coupled receptor 155b (gene gpr155b). The transcript has 20 exons. Lineage: Eukaryota; Metazoa; Chordata; Actinopteri; Pleuronectiformes; Pleuronectidae. Gene Ontology annotation, cellular component: membrane. The coding region runs from base 149 to 2959 and encodes 936 amino acids. Gene Ontology annotation, molecular function: G protein-coupled receptor activity. The record is from RefSeq and is a predicted model, not a curated record. Gene Ontology annotation, biological process: intracellular signal transduction; transmembrane transport; G protein-coupled receptor signaling pathway.